CUGGACGUGUGGUGGGGGCAGAGAUCCCCUUGGUCCAUCACACUUCCACCGCCCUGGGGUUGGGGCACUGCGAGGGAGAUAAGCUUAAUGGACUCCCUCUACGGAGAUCUCUUUUGGUACUUGGACUAUAAUGAGGAUGGGACCUUGGACAUUUCUGAGCUUCAGGAAGGCCUGGAGGACGUAGGGGUCAUUCAUUCUCUAGAAGAAGCAAAGAAAAAUUUUACUACUGAAGAUGUCAACAAAGAUGGGAAACUGGAUUUUGAAGAAUUUAUGAAGUACCUUAAAGACCAUGAGAAGAAAAUGAAAUUGGCAUUUAAGAGUUUGGACAAAAAUAAUGAUGGAAAAAUCGAGGCUUCAGAAAUUGUCCAGUCUCUCCAGACACUGGGUCUAACUAUUUCUGAAAAACAGGCAGAGUUGAUUCUUCAAAGCAUUGAUGCAGAUGGGACAAUGACAGUGGACUGGAAUGAAUGGAGAGACUACUUCUUAUUUAAUCCCAUUACAGACAUUGAGGAAAUUAUCCGUUUCUGGAAACAUUCCACAGGAAUUGACAUAGGGGAUAGCUUAACUAUUCCAGAUGAAUUCACAGAAGAUGAAAAAAAAUCCGGACAAUGGUGGCGGCAGCUUUUGGCAGGAGGCAUCGCUGGUGCUGUCUCUCGAACAAGCACUGCCCCUUUGGACCGUCUGAAAAUCAUGAUGCAGGUUCAUGGUUCAAAAUCAGACAAAAUGAACAUAUUUGGUGGCUUUCAGCAGAUGGUAAAAGAAGGAGGUAUCCGCUCCCUUUGGAGAGGAAAUGGUACAAACGUCAUCAAAAUUGCUCCUGAGACAGCUGUUAAGUUCUGGGCAUAUGAACAGUACAAGAAGUUACUUACUGAAGAAGGACAAAAAGUUGGAACAUUUGAGAGAUUUAUUUCUGGUUCCAUCGGAGCAACUGCACAGACUUUUAUAUAUCCAAUGGAGGUUAUGAAAACCAGGCUGGCUGUAAGCAAAACUGGGCAAUACUCUGGAAUAUAUGAUUGUGCCAAGAAGAUUUUGAAACAUGAAGGCUUGGGAGCUUUUUACAAAGGUUAUGUUCCCAAUUUAUUAGGUAUCAGACCUUAUGCAGGCAUAGAUCUUGCUGUGUAUGAGCUCUUGAAGUCCUAUUGGCUGGAUAAUUUUGCAAAAGACUCUGUAAACCCCGGAGUCAUGGUGUUGCUAGGAUGUGGUGCCCUAUCCAGCACGUGUGGUCAGCUGGCCAGCUACCCUUUGGCUUUGGUGAGAACUCGCAUGCAGGCUCAAGCCAUGUUAGAAGGUUCCCCACAGCUGAACAUGGUGGGCCUCUUUCGACGAAUCAUUUCCAAAGAAGGAAUACCAGGACUUUACAGAGGCAUCACCCCAAACUUCAUGAAGGUGCUCCCUGCUGUAGGCAUCAGUUAUGUGGUUUAUGAAAAUAUGAAGCAAACUUUAGGAGUAACUCAGAAAUGAUGUUGAAAUUCUUUUUGCUUUAGCAUGAUAAUUGAAACUUUCAACAACCUCUGGAGUGACUUUUUCUCCUCGAAUUGAAACAAGUCUUUGGCCAAAGAAACUGUAUUUCUUUCGCAAAAAGGAAGAUGAUAACAAUGCAACUUUUCAGCUCAAUUAUAUGUACACAGAAAUGUUAAAAUUCAUAGUUUUAAUACGUUUUGAAAAGGCCACACAAUUAUACUUUAUCUGUUCUUAAUAGUCCUUCUGCAAAUCUCUGCCCUGAAUCCAAAAUCUGAAAAUGUACUUGCUUAAACAAAAUUUGUUUUGUGUGGUUAAGUUAUAAAUCAUUAAUCUUUAUUUUGGGCGGUUUACGUUUAUGCCAGUUCCUUUAUACUUAAAUGUCUUGUUUUAUAUAUUUUGAAUAUCUUUAUAGAUUUCUUUAAAUUUCCUGUAGAACCAUUAAUAGAAAAUCAUUACAUUUAAAAUAUACCCUACAGCAAAAGCAUCCAAAUAAGUGUAGGGUUUAUGUCCUUAUUUUUCUUUCAGCUGAAUAGGAAUGAACACAGCGGUAGAAUUUCUAAAGAGAAGUGAUGAAAUUAUCUUUACUUCAGUGGGCACUUUUCUAUUUUACAUGUACCAUUAUUUGGUUCCUGGAGUUAUACACUAAUUUUCAGUAUAUUACUGUUAAAUUGUCGACACAAGACAACUUAAUUGGAAGAUUCUGUUCUCUCAUUGCUGUGAAAAGCAGCAGGAAACAAAAUCCUUUGACUUGUGACGGCUCCUGAACAGCAUCUUUUUUCCUUUGUCCUUUGUUUCCUGCUUUUUAAAUCAGAUUUCAUUUUAAUCAGGAAGACUUCUUGGGAUCAUUUUUAGUAACCUGAAAUUUCUUUUUAAAUUACAUGAAGUGGGAUGAUCAUGAGUGAAUGACGUGCUUAUUUCUCCCUCGCUGUUGAAUAUCUUUGAGCCUGCUCUUCUCAAUUUGGACAGCAUAGAGGUGAGAGAUACAUAUUAGUAGUAUGUAUUACUCAUAUACAUUAGAUACCUACAUUUAAAUGAAAGGCCCAAUUUGUAAACAUAUACAUUCAUAUUCUCUCUUGCUCCAAGUUUUAGGAACAUGUUAUGAUAUAGGAGACUUAAUUUAUAAUAAUGAUAGCAUUUUUAAAUUUUACUAAAGCCAUUUUUUGUAGUCAACUAUCUUUUCUUAUUUGUGUGUUUGGAACUUAGAAAAAUAUUUACUAAUUGAAGUUAUUGUCACUUUUUAAUUUAGUUCUUAAAUUCAUUUGACUUCUAAUAAUUUCUGUUAUAAAUUGCCAGCAUUUUAAUGAAAAUCUAAUGACAUAAUAGGUAUUUUUUGAACCUACCUCUUUUAUUUUCUGAACCAAAGAGAAAGAUGAACUGGUGUUUGUGAAGCAUUUUCAAAAAUGUAAUUUCUUUUAUAUUAGUUAUGUUUGAUAAAUAUCUCAGUAUUUUUAUAAUAUGAUAAGCCUGGGAUUCUACCUUAAGGGUUGUUUGUACUUCUGAAUAAUAUAUAAAAUGACAAUAUUAAGGUACAUGAUCAGCUCUAUUUUUAUUCAUAAAAAUUAUGGAAAUGAAUAAUUUUGCUAACAUUUUUGAAAUUCCAAACUUCUGGAAAAUAUGAAAAUAUUCAUUGUUCAUUAUGAGUUUAAAUUGUUCCCUAUUUAACAUUUGUAAGGCAUGAAUGUGAUUUGUCUGUACAUCUUGUAUCUUUUCCAAAAAAUGAUUCUGUAUCUUUUGGAAAAAAAGCUGAGAAUCGAAGAUAGUGUAUUUCUGGCAUUACUGAAUAUUUACUUGCAAUUUCUAUCAAAAAUAUAUAUUUGUUUUUAAAAUGA
Molecule: messenger RNA, 3290 nt
Organism: Cebus imitator (Panamanian white-faced capuchin)
Lineage: Eukaryota; Metazoa; Chordata; Mammalia; Primates; Cebidae
Gene: SLC25A24
Product: solute carrier family 25 member 24
Biological process (GO): transmembrane transport
Cellular component (GO): mitochondrial inner membrane
Molecular function (GO): calcium ion binding; ATP transmembrane transporter activity
Source: RefSeq, a predicted model, not a curated record